Messenger RNA from Colletotrichum aenigma, 1311 nucleotides. RefSeq lists its product as uncharacterized. Gene Ontology annotation, cellular component: RSF complex. The transcript is spliced from 6 exons. Bases 1 to 1311 code for a protein of 436 amino acids. The record is from RefSeq and is a predicted model, not a curated record. Gene Ontology annotation, biological process: regulation of DNA-templated transcription. NCBI's taxonomy places the organism in Eukaryota, Fungi, Ascomycota, Sordariomycetes, Glomerellales, Glomerellaceae.
AUGGUCUCGUCACGCAAACGGAACAUUGAAGAAAUCGACGUUGUAGAACGAGAGGAACCAACCCUACUCCAUCGCAUUCGCAGCCAAUGGCAAUUUGCCAACCUGUGUCAAUGGAUCUUUCUUUUCGGGAAGGUCGUUAAGAUUGACGACAGUCUGGACACCGAAGAUAUCGAAACCGAAUGCCUCAAGCCAAACGCUCCCGUGCUCCAGGACAUUGGCCUGGCUCUUCUCAAGUUCAUAUCGUCGCACAGAGGCUUGACGCACGAAUUGUUCGACGAGUACACCAGAAGGCAAUAUUUAGCUAGAGCGCCCGAAAAGAAUCCGUUUGGUUCCGAUGGGGUUGCUGCAAAAUUCGCUGACUUUGACAUUCAGAUUCUCCAACAAAUGACACAAUGGAUUAUGCUGCGUCCCGAACGCGUAAGGGAGAAGAUGGAGGAACAGAAGGAUGUUGACCAGGCCAGCUGGCGGAUAGAACCCCUGGGUUGGGAUAGGGAUGACCGCACCUACUUUGUCCUCGAUGACAAUAGGGUAUACCGCCUCACCGAUGCUCCACCAAGACAAGUAACACCGAAGAAGAAGUCCAAGCCGACCAAGUACGGCUCUCGGUCUAACAAGAGGCGCCGCGUCUCUGCAGCAGAGGCUGCCGAUGAACCGGAUCAAACCCCAAAAGAAUCCACGGAAGCGCCUUCGCCUACUCGCGAGGACGACGGUCUCGGUGGCAUGAAGUGGGAAUGUGUUGCUGUGACCCUAGAAGAGGUCCAAGGGCUUAUCGCCUCUUUUCACAAGACCAAGGACGACAACGAGAAGAUACUGCGAGACUCUCUGCGAGACCACUUGCUGCCCAUUUUGGAGAAGCAAGAAGAGUCGAGGAAACGCAAAGAGCAACAACGCGAGAAGGAGCUUCUUAAUUUGGCGAAAAUGGCGAAUGCCAAACGAUCAAGCAGGAUCGCUGGCAAAGUUGAACAACAGAAGCAAGAGGAGAAGGCCAAGGAGGAGGCCCAAGUGGUCCAGGCUCAACAAGUUGCUGCAAGAAAAGAGGAGCAACAACGGCUCAAACUCGAAAAAGAGCGAGAUUCGAGGCUGUUGUCCCGUGAAAAGCGCCUGAAAGAGCGGGAAGCCCGGCGCUCACAGCACGAAAGGGAACUCUCUCAGCUUUCGGAAGACAACCGCAGUGGUUCAGGUCGCGUAUCUGAACGUCGACUGCAGGCUGAGAUAGAGAAGAACAAGCGUGCGCUUCAGGAGCUCGAUGACGAAGACGAAGAGGAUGACUGGAUCUUCGACUGCAUUUGUGGCGUUUAUGGCCAGGCAUAA